AUGUCUGAAGUACAGGGAACAGUGGAGUUUUCAGUGGAGCUGCACAAAUUUCACAAUGUGGAUCUGUUCCAAAGAGGGUUUUACCAGGUGCGCACGGGGUUAAAAGUGUCGCCUCGAGUCCUGCACCGGCUGAUAGCAACAACACAUGGCAAUACAGAAGGAUGCAGUUUCAGCUCCCCCGGGGUCUAUGAUGGCACCGUGUACAGCCGAAUUGUGCAGAUCUUGUACAGGAACGAGGAGAUCACUGUGAACGACUGGAUGGUCUUCAGAGUGCACCUCCUGCUAGACGGAGACAGAGUGGAGGAGGCGCUGAGUGAGGUGGACUUUCAGUUGAAGCUCGAUCUCCAUUUCACUGAUAAUGAGCAGCAAUUAGCAGAAAUAGCGACCGUGCCUCUCAUCAGCUCCCGGACCCUCAACCUGCACUUCCACCCACGCAAAGGGCUCCACCACCAUGUCCCCGUCAUGUUCGACUACUUCCACCUGUCUGUCAUCUCUGUCUCCAUCCAUGCAUCACUGGUGGCCUUGCAUCAACCACUGAUCAGCUUUGCACGCACAGGGAAAAGCUCAUGGCUGGGGAAGGGAUCACCUGAGAGCACGGCAGACGCCUCUGCUCCGGAGAACUUGAUGUUUGGAACCGGCUACUGCAAACCUGUCAUCUCUGAGGGGAGUUUUUAUGUGGCCAGUGAGAGCUGUGCACAGCGGGCUCACACAUGGCACCGAAGACUCUGUCGCCUCCUGCUGGCCGCACACAGGGGCCUGCACACGUACCACACUGCACUGAUGAAGGAGAUCCCGCAGCUGCAGCAGACGCCACUCGAGCCCGAACUGUUGCCUGUUGAGGAAACCUUAAACCAGCUCACUAUAGAAAUCCAGUUACAGGACGGCCAUGAGAAGGUGGCUGAGCAGAUCAGCAGAGACAUGAGCCAUCUGUGCACCCAGCUCAGCGCGCUCUGGAGCCACUUCCUGGAGACGGUGAUCAUGAGCCCACACAUCCUGUCCUACCUGGCCCAGGAGCACCACACGCUCAGGGUGAGAAGAUUUUCUGAAGCUUACUUUUUCACCGAACAUCCCAAAGAAUUAUCCCUGACAUUUCAAGAAGAACUAAUCAGCAGACACGGGCAGAUGGCUGCUGAGGUGCGCAGCUCCGAGUACCUCACCAAGAUGCCUCCUUUACCCGCCGAGUGCCUGGACAUCGAUGGAGACUGGAACAGCCUGCCUAUCAUCUUUGAGGACAGAUUUGUGGAGUCCCCAGUCACCGACUGGCUCACAGAGAAACCCAAGCUAAACAGGGAGGCAAAAAAAUCCCACCCGGCUGACAUCUUCGAAGACGACCGCGGGGAGCGUCCACUGGCGCUGCUUCAGGAUGCUUCUGACAGUGACGAGAGCAUGGAUCUGCCCACCUACGUGUCCCUGAUGGCGGAGCAAAGCCGAUCGGCCAACAACCACCUCCGCUCUCCCGGUCACUCUGUUCAACCUACGCAGACAGAAAAAGACGACGUGGAAAUGUCUGCUAAAGAGUCAAAAGAAAUCAACUGUAGCAAUCUUGAAGUGGCAAAAAUAGUGUUUCAAACGAGCACGAACGAUGAAGUUUCUGAUAUUGCCAUGCCUCUGCACCAGUCUGUAGAUACUGACCCAGAUGAUAUUCCUCUAUUGACCAUACUUACCCCUCUUUCGAUCACUCCAGACUUCCGUAAGGACUUGACUCUACGAAGUGGCCUUAUCGGCUCCAAGUUCAUCAAGCGCUCCUCAUCACUCAUUUCCGAUUCAGGUAUUGAAAGCGAGCCCAGUUCGGUCGUGUGGCCCGUGGAAUCUUUACGGAAGGCUCAACCUUCGGAUUUCUCCAGUGAACGAGAAAUCCCUCAACAAAUCAUCUCCAAACUGCCGAUCCAUCGGAGUUCAUUGGAAGGGCUUUUGAUGGAGAGCAAUGGGAGUAUCCCGAGCGCAGGCAUACAGGCGUCAUUGAAUUCUAUCAGUUCAUUGCCGUAUGAGGAGGAACAGCACAGGCAGCUCAGAAAAAGUGUGGGGAGCGCAUCAGUAGAGGACGUGCAUCUCAUAGAAACGAACGGACACGUGGGCAAACUAAGAGCCGAAGCACCAGAAGGUACACGGACGAGAAGCGAUCGCAAAAGCUUAAGCGACUCUAAUUUGCUCGAUGUGGAAUAUAAAGAGUCAAGCAGUGAGCGCAGACCCAAAAGCGCCACCGCCCUCAGACCAACAGAGCUGGCCGGACUCAGCAACGUCAUGUCAUUUCCAGAGCUCAACAGGACGUUAGCUGGGGAGAAGGAUCACCGGGGAGACGGCCAAUGUAAAGCCAAGAUCCCCAACUCAGGUCUGGCGUUUGUGAACAAGAAGAUGGUGGAGGUGGUGAACAUGUCGGUGUCCUGCGCGCCCACGUGUCUGCCCUUCUCUUCAGCUCUCAGAGAAUCUCCGUCCAUGGGUGGUAUGUCCGCCCGCCAAGCUACCUCUCCCAUUACCCAUCAACCCCUGGGGUCCUUCGGGAUCAUCACGUCAGAGUCCAUAAAUCCCCUGAACAUGGAUGAGGAGACCAAUGAGCGCAUGUUGAAUUUCUACAAAGCCAAAGAGGUCCUGCUGAAAGAGCUGAGCUUUGCGGGCGUCCUGUACAGUGACCUUCCUGAGCUGGCCUCCGAUCUGCCCUACUUCCCGCCUGAAGAGGACGAUGAGGAGUUUGAGGAUGGAAUACAUUUAGUGGUGUGUGUCCAUGGGCUUGACGGAAACAGUGCAGACUUACGACUGGUGAAGACUUUUAUUGAGUUAGGCCUGCCCGGCUCCCGGCUGGACUUCCUCAUGUCUGAGAGAAACCAGAGCGAUACGUUUGCCGAUUUUGACACGAUGACUGACAGGCUGUUGGACGAGAUCAUUCAGCACAUCCAGCUCUACAACCUCACCAUCAGGAAGAUCAGCUUCAUCGGUCACUCUCUGGGGAACAUCAUCGUCCGCUCGGUGCUGACCAGGCCUCGAUUCCGCUGCUAUCUACCCAAACUGCACACCUUUUUGUCUCUGUCGGGGCCACACUUGGGAACGCUCUACAACAGCAGCACGUUGGUCAGCACGGGCUUGUGGUUAAUGCAAAAGCUGAAAAAGUCUGGCUCCUUGCUGCAGCUCACUUUCAGAGAUCACGUGGACCCGCGGAAAACGUUCCUCUACCUGCUCAGCCAAAAACCAGGACUCCAGUUUUUCAAGAACGUGGUGUUGGUGGCUUCUCCGCAGGACCGCUAUGUCCCGUUCCACUCGGCCAGAAUAGAGAUGUGCAGAACAGCUCUCAAAGACAGAACCACAGAGGUGGUGGUGGUGUUGAGAUCCUUCGAGGUGGUGGUGGUGUUGGAGAUCCUGCGAGGUGGUGGUUGGUGUUGA
Molecule: messenger RNA, 3372 nt
Organism: Knipowitschia caucasica
Lineage: Eukaryota; Metazoa; Chordata; Actinopteri; Gobiiformes; Gobiidae
Source: the annotation of a GenBank genome assembly